AUGAGCGAAGAGAUUGAACCUUACAUAUCUAAGAAAUUCGAGAUCAUUUAGAAAUUAGGAAAAGGAGCUUAUGGAAUUGUAUGGAAGGCAAUUGAUAAGAAAUUGAAGCAAGUAUUUUUGUAUAUGAAAUUUCAAAUAGGUAGUUGCCUUAAAGAAAGUUUUUGAUGCUUUUCAUAAUGCCACAGAUGCUUAAAGAACAUUUAGAGAAGUAAUGUUUCUUUAGGAAUUGAAUGGACAUGAGAAUGUUGUGCGUUUACUCAAUAUAAUGAAAGCUGAGAAUAAUAAGGAUUUAUAUUUGGUUUUUGAUUAUAUGGAGACUGAUCUACAUGCAGUAAUAGUAAGAAGUUCAUUUUAAAGAUUAGCGUGCCAAUAUUUUAGAAGAAAUACAUAAGAAAUAUAUUGUAUAUUAAAUUUUGAAGGCUCUUAAAUUUAUACAUUCAGGGGAAUUAAUUCAUAGAGAUUUGAAACCAUCUAAUGUUCUUUUGAAUUCUGAAUGUUUAGUAAAGGUGGCAGAUUUUGGAUUAGCUAGAAGUUUGGUUUAGACUGAAGAUGAUGGUUAUAAUAAUAUCAUAUAUUUUUAUAGGGAUGGUUCUUCUCACUGAAUAUGUUGCUACUCGUUGGUAUCGUGCACCAGAAAUUUUACUUGGUUCAACAAAGUAUAGUAAGGCAGUAGAUAUGUGGUCUGUGGGUUGUAUAGUAGGAGAAUUGAUACUAGGUAGAGCUAUAUUUCCAGGAACAUCAUCUUUGAAUUAAAUUGAACGUAUAAUAGAAUUACUUGGAAAACCAAAAGCAGAUGAAUUAGAAUCAUUAGAUAGUCAAUUGGCCGCUAAUAUUCUAGCUUCAAUUAAUGCCUCGAAAAAGAAAUCAUUUGUUUAAUUCUUUACUGGAGCUACAGAAGAAGCUCUUGAUUUAAUUCGAAGAUUACUUUGUUAUAAUCCAAAAACAAGAUUAACAGCAGAAUAAGCUUUAAAACAUAGAUAUGUUAUAGAAUUCUCGUAGCCAGAUGAAGAAAUUGUAAGUUUGUAGCCAUUCAAAAUUUCGAUGAAUGAUAAUAAGAAAUUUACAAUAAAGGAAUAUCGUGAAUCUUUGUAUGCAGAUAUAUCUCAGAGAAAAAAGGAUCAACGUAAGAAAUGGUAGCUAAAGUAUUUGGCCUAGUUAGGUGUCAAUUUGGAGGAUGAGAAUGAUAAAAAGUACUCUAAUCCUUCUAUUUCAGACUAAAAAAUAAAGUACCUAGUCCAAAACGCCAAGACGAUAUGAUAGAUUUAAAUAAGGUUGAUGAUUCACAAUUGAUUUAUCAAUAACAAAUGUAACAACAAAUUCUGCAACAAAAAAAGAAUUAGAGACCCCAAUCUUAAUCUGGAAAUUAAGUCAGGUAACAUAGUCAAGAUGUAGCCAGAACUAUUUCUUAAGAAAAUUCAAUGUAAUAAAUUUAAAAUACAUAAUAAACUCAUCAUAAAUCAAAUUCAAUAGUUAUGAAUUCAAAUUAAUAUAAAUAAGGUUAUUAUUAUCCAUUUUAGUAACCAAAUAAUAAUUAGUAAUAGACUUAAAAGUAUAAUGGAAUUAAUAAAUCAGUAAAUAAUGUAGUUCAAUAAUAGAUGGGAAGAUCUUCAACAGGAUACUAUUAAAAAGUCAAUAAAAAAUGAUUUAUGCUUAAAAAAAUAUAAUUUAUAUAUAUAUAUAAAUGAAAACUUCAUACUUUUGGCGUAAUUAGAGAUUAUAAGUAAUGCCUUUGACUACUCCUCAAAAUAAAUCUAAAUUAGAAAAUAGAUUAAUUAAAACAAAAAAGUAACUAAGCUUUCAUGAAUAAGAGAAUUGGAAUGAUGAACAUAUAUUAAAAUAUCGAAAUCACUUGAAAGAUGUAAGAGAAUUAAAAUAAAAAUGGCAAUUUAUUGAUAGACCAAUGAAUGCUUCAGUAUCAGAAAAGGCUAAAUCUGAUAUUCUCGAUAUGGAAUAAUCAGUAAUCAUAUCAUAUAUAUAUAUAUAAUUAGAUACAACAUGUAUCUCUUGAAAAACCUAAAAAAAAGUUGAUUAUUCGUCCAUUUAGUUCCAAAUAGUAGAAAUUAUUAUCUUAAAUCUCACAAAUCUACAAUUUUUAAUCAUGUGCUAAUCGUUAAAAUAAAAUAAAACUCUAUUUAUAAUCUGAUGAUAAUUAUGCUAAUCGUUCAUUUAGAUAUUACAAGAAUUUUACAAAUUAUCUUAACUCAAUCAAAUGA
Messenger RNA from Paramecium pentaurelia, 2213 nucleotides. The record is from the annotation of a GenBank genome assembly. Lineage: Eukaryota; Ciliophora; Oligohymenophorea; Peniculida; Parameciidae.